Messenger RNA from Poecilia latipinna (sailfin molly), 2029 nucleotides. RefSeq names its product isthmin-2-like. Bases 398 to 1663 code for a protein of 421 amino acids. Lineage: Eukaryota; Metazoa; Chordata; Actinopteri; Cyprinodontiformes; Poeciliidae. The transcript has 6 exons. The record is from RefSeq and is a predicted model, not a curated record.
CUCACUGUGGUUCUGAUACCACCACCACCAUCAUCAUCAUCAUCAUCAGAAGAAGAAGAAGAAGAAGACCACCCUGUCAUUUCAGCUAUGACGUCAAAACAAACAAACCCACGUGAUCUCUUGGGUCGGGCUGGCGCAGAGUGGGUUGUGUCCUGCGUGGGGCGGUUCUGGUUUUAAACACACUGAGCUGAACCCCGCGGACGAACUCAGUUUAAACACCCGAACCGGUUCUGAAGGGUCUGCUGCUGAAAUGAGAAAGUUCGGAACCAGAGGGACUUUCGGUACCGCAGGAUAAUGGGCAUCACGUUCACGUGUGGAGCCUUUUCCACGAUGGGGCGGACACCUCUAUCCUAGGCUGAAGGACCGGGCCCGGGUUCGGAGCAGAACUUUGGGAAGUAUGAACCCGAGAGACGCGCUGCGUGUGUGUCUGCUGAUCCUGGCUGCAGAGUCCGGCUGUGGGCUUCCCACGGACCGGAACACGGAGUCCAGUCCUCAGAUCAGAGCCGAGGAGCAACCAGAUCAUCCCAACCUGGAGCAUCUUCAGCAGGAAAACCUGCUGCAGACGCUUCCUCUUCCACCUUCCUCCACUUCCACACAGCAGCAGGACCUGCGCUCAUCACCUUCACCCGAGGGGGAGGAGCCUGGAGCCUUCGUCCUGGAUCUCAGGAAAUUCCCUGAUCUGGUCAACGCUUAUGUGGGCUCCCAGAAUCCCAACAUCCAGGUGACCAUUGAGGUGAUGGAGGCCGCCCAGACUGAGGUGGAGAUGGACCUGGCCAAGGAGAACCAGCGCAACGACUGGUCCGUGUCGCCGUCUGAGUGGACGAGCAAGAAGCUGUUCUGGCCGUUAUUCUGGGAGAGCAGGCUGGCAGGAACCGGGCCUGAGGACUACGGCUACGACCCGGCGGACGCUUUGCUGGGCUGGAGCGAAGAGGGGGAGACCAAAUAUAGCUUUGAGAAUGAAGAGUGGAGCGACUGGGCCCCAUGCAGCACCACCUGCGGACCUGGAUCUCAAAAACGGACGCGGUCUUGCGGCUACGGCUGCACAGCAACAGAAUCACGCACAUGUGACCUGGAGAGCUGUUCCAGCGCUGUGGUCACAGAGACCGAGGCGACGUCGCUCCACCAGUUCAACAACACAGACUCCAGUGUGGACAGCUGUGAAAAGUGGCUGAGCUGCAGGAACGAGUUCCUCCAGAAGUACCUCCACCAGGUGCUCACCCAGCUGCCCUCCUGCCCCUGCUCCUACCCCUCCGAGGCCGUCUACGGCGCCAUCAGCAUCCCGGACCGCAGGCUGCGCAGGACGUACCGCUGGAGAGACGCCAGCGGACCCAAAGAACGGCUGGACAUCUACAAACCUUCGGCCCGGUUCUGCGUCCGCUCCAUGCUGUCCUACGACAGCCUGACGCUGGGGACGCAGCACUGUUGCUAUGACGACCGGAUGAGGCUGAUCACACGCGGCAAAGGCGCCGGAGCGCCGGACCUGAUCGGCGCAGAGUUCUCCCCGGAGCUGCAUUACCAGGUGGACGUCCUGCCCUGGAUCCUGUGCAAAGGAGACUGGAGCCGGUUCCACUCAGCCAGGCCGCCCAACAACGGGCUGACCUGCCCGGAGAACCCGGCCGAACCGGCGUACCAGACGGAGCUCAGAGAGGCCCGGGAAUACUGAAGGCCGGUUCUGAGAGACAGAACAACCCGUCCAAACCUGAAACCAUCAGACCUGGACGGCUGUGUGUGUGUAGGAGCUUAUUUAUUAUCCAGGGAACAUUUACUAUCAAGGACCUUCGGCUGAACAGGAAGCAUAUUAUGUUAACUGUAAAAUGUCAUUAUUAUUAUUAAUAUGAGUGAAAUGAAGCCAGUGUCACAUAACACACUAAUACUUGAAACCAAAAUAUUAAUUUGUACUUCAAGAGCUUUUAUUCAUUCCUACUGCUGCGAAAAUAACUAAUCAUUAUAUUAUUUAGAGUCCCCCCCCCCAAGUGAUUUUGUUAUGUAGACCAACACAAGCUAGAAUAAAGUCCUAUUUAAUGCUUUG